UUUCUACCAUCAUACGAUCGACUCUGCGCGUGCGCGAACCUCAUCACUGGAACCGCGCGCCAUUCAGCGCAUACGCACAUGGUCUAUUUGUGACGUCCCACGCGUUCAUUGGGCUGGCCGAAGAGCCAAGGUCCAAUCAAGUGCCGAUGCCUUGGAUUCGAACAUUCCUAACGAUUUUUUCGGUUUGAAAUGGUUGUUGCGGGAGACACGGGAGUGCGGUAUGGUGUCUGUUACUCCAUCCAAGAAGAACAUUUUCAACAACACUGAAAUGGACAGAGAACAGAAAACAACCUGGAAAUCAGUACCUCUUCAUCAGAUUCCAAACGGUACUCCAUUAAAAGACUUACAUAAACUCCCAUGUAUUUCAACAAGUAUCCAAAGGGAGAAUACCAAUCUGAAACCUCCAGACACAUUCCCUAUUAUCUCAUUAAAAGCUAAGAAAAAUCCUCAAGUAAUUCAUCAACUUCAAUCCACAGCCCUGGAAAAUGAGGGAACGUUUCAUGUAAUUCCUCCUGAAAUCAGUGAUAUAAUAGAUUCUGAUCCAACAAGUGUGAAAGUAAGCCAGAGUCAUGUCAAAUCUGAUUUAAAUCCUAUUGAAUCUACGUUGGUCAAGCAAAUAGUCUGUGAGAGUCCUGCUAAAAUGUUCCAAAAAAUGAAAGCUAAACUUCACGGUGACCAUCUUCAUAUCCCUGAAAAUCACCAUCUUCGAACUCCCCAAAAAAGAACUUGUGGUUUGAAUGGGGCUGUUGCAUCUGUGAAUGGACGUGUAAUAGAAAACACAUUUUCAGUCCCUACUCUGCCAAUUGGUUGCCAGACUUCACACAAGAAGGACCAUGUUCCUGUGAUCCAACAAUCUCCAGCCAAAAUCUUUUUACAAAUGAAACAAGGGAUUGAAUUAGGCAAUAAUCCAUUGGCUUCAGUUAAACUUUCAGAGCAUAAAGCGGGAUUGCUGCACAGUAACCAACAUGGAGCAACAUUUACAAUAUCGAGCCUGUCAAAUGAACAGCCCACAGAAAGUAUAGAAGCUUCACAGAAGAGUGCAACGAUAUCAAGUGUUGAUAACACUGUCAAAAAAACUGAAAAUUGGAAUACUCUUUAUUUGAAUGAGGAUACUGAUAAUGGCAAUGAGGGAGACAAUGAAAUGUCUCAGGAUGUCGCGCUAAACACCACAAAUUCAGUUUCUACUGGUAACCAAAUCAACUGUACAAAAAGUGCAAUUCAGGACUUCACCGAUGUUAGCGCUUCCUCCUUGCAAAAGAUUGUCCAUCCAGAUAAUGUAAAAAUGCUAACAAGGUCAAAGUGUUCUAAAAAAGAAAAUGAUGAUAUUCAAGAGUGUAAGAAUUUAUGUAAUAUCUUGCUGACAUCACCAAAGAUCAAUAUACCAAGGAGACGAGGACCAGAAGUAGUAGAAUCAACACCUGAGGAUGUUAAUGGUCUGGAAAGUAAAAUGGAAAAAAGGAUUACUCUCACCAAAUGGAUCAUCCAACAGAUAAAAGGCAGCAAUGAGAUUUGUGUAGAAGGAAAAAGAGAUACUGAUGGAAUAUACUGGCAUAGUAAUGUAAUUGCUGAACGAAUUAAACAAACUGAAGUGAAAUCUAUCACUGGUUCAAUUUAUGUUCUGAAAGGACCUUUGGAUUAUGUUGCAAUGAAAAACCAGGGAUUCUCUAAUUCCAUUUUAAAACAUUUUUUUCUGGGUUUUCCAUUGGAUUGGAAGGAGUAUAUUGAAGAAUUCUUUAAAAGGAGGUAUGUCAGUCUUCCUUUUCUAUACUGUAGUUGGUGUUGA
Chiloscyllium plagiosum (whitespotted bambooshark) is the source of this 1783-nucleotide messenger RNA. NCBI's taxonomy places the organism in Eukaryota, Metazoa, Chordata, Chondrichthyes, Orectolobiformes, Hemiscylliidae. The record is from RefSeq and is a predicted model, not a curated record.